Messenger RNA from Scaptodrosophila lebanonensis, 923 nucleotides. RefSeq names its product 23 kDa integral membrane protein. The transcript is spliced from 5 exons. Lineage: Eukaryota; Metazoa; Arthropoda; Insecta; Diptera; Drosophilidae. Gene Ontology annotation, cellular component: membrane. The record is from RefSeq and is a predicted model, not a curated record. The coding region runs from base 125 to 775 and encodes 216 amino acids.
GAACGCGUCGGUUGCUAUUGAAGCUGGGAGUGAAAUUGCUGAUGCCGGUAUUUGCAAUUCGCGAAUAUAUAAAUAUAAAAAACUUCAGAUUGUGACUCGGGUGUGAAUAUAUUAUCUAUCCAUCAUGGGUUGUACGUCGGGCUGUUUAAAAUUGUUUCUCAACAUCUUAAACUCCAUAAAUAUGCUCGUGGGUUUCUUGUUGAUAGCAGUUGCCACCAUAAGUCUCGGGCAAGCACCUCCAUUUUUUAUAUUAUACUUCUAUAUUAUUGGGGCCUUUGCCUUUGUAACAUCGAUUAUCGGCUGCUGUGGCAUAUGUCGCGAGAGCGUGUGUCUGACAACGGCGUAUGCUGUUAUGUUACUGGUUUACUUCGUUGUCCAACUGAUGUGGGUAUUUGGCUUUAAAUUCGAUGAGAACACCAUUAAAAACUAUGCGGCUAAUGAUGUCGAAAAAAUAUGGAAUGAAGAGUUGGUGCAUCCAGGUGCCAUGAAUGCAACACAACUCCUGUUCGAUUGUUGCGGCCGCAAUGGUCCCGGCGACUAUUCAGCCAUUAAUCGAGACACCCUGCCAUCCAGCUGCUAUCCCAACAACGAGAUCGGCGAUUUGCCACCUUUUACCAAAGGAUGCGUCCAGGCAGUGAGCGAGUCCUAUUUGUCCACCUUUAAAUACUCAAGUAGCAGCGAAUGGCUUGAAAUUAUUUUUUCGGCUAUUAUGUGUUUGGCUGCAUUCUACUUGGUGCGACGUUUCCGCAAGGAUCGCAGACGGUACCAUUAUUAGAACCAGAGAAAGACCUCCUUCCAGUGUUAUUAUACAUUUAAAGCUAGCGUGUCGAAUUGAAUCAAAUUAUUGAAAAAAAAUAUAAUGAAAAAUUAAAGCAAAUAAAUUGUUACUGGUCCUUAGUGAUAUACAGGGAUAUACACUCGGA